Molecule: messenger RNA, 4496 nt
Organism: Leptonychotes weddellii (Weddell seal)
Lineage: Eukaryota; Metazoa; Chordata; Mammalia; Carnivora; Phocidae
Source: RefSeq, a predicted model, not a curated record
GGAGCCCCGGGAGUAGUGGGUCUCCCCGUCCACUGAGCCGAAGACCCGUGGACUGCCCUGACACCGACCAGGCGCUCCUAGGGUCGAGCUGCGCCUGGGUUUCUCCACUUUUCUCUCGCCACCCACUUCUCUCUCCUACCGCGUUGCUCAGGCUCGGGCCACCUCACCUGACCGAGAUUUUCCAGUGUAGGACUACGAUGUUAUUCCUUGGAGCAUCUCCAUGCUAAGGCAAAAGUGAAGACGCUAUUAAUGAUCCCAAUACAUUUUCUUAAAAGUUUGGGUAGCGCUCACUGCUUUGCACGUCAGUGAUCGUAUUGAUAUGCGUCCUCUCUCCCCAGCCCUGGGGCCUCAGGUAGUUGGGUGGCAAGGGCAGGAUUAUCCCAAAGGCCUUGAAAAGGAUAAGAUUUCAGACUUUUAUUUACUUCUUUUGGGGGGAGGCCAUCAAGCAGAACCGAGGAGCAGUGAAUCAGCAGUUCAAGUGAAUCUUUGAUGAUGAGGAAGGUUGCCCAGAGCCACGUGCUGGAUUAAAAAAUCUUACUUCAGCAUCUUUCCAAGUCCGGGCGGCUCUCUUCCUACCUUUCUCACCAGCAGAGUUGCCUAGAUGUAGUUAAGAUAGGCAGACCCCUUGUUAUGUGCCAUUUCACAGGUCUGUAGUUAUUACAAGUUCUUAGUUUAUUAUUUAACAAUUUAGUGGUAAACCUUUUCUUCAUUGUAUAACUAUGAGAUUCUGAGACAAGAUAAACCAGUCCUUUUGACAACAGGGAUUACUGGAUAUGAGUUAGAAGGAUUUGUUAAAUUCCCUCAGUUUCUGACAUAGUAGCAUUACUGAUGAUCUGGAAACUAUGAAGAACAUUUUAACUUUCAAUCAUUUCAUCUUGUUGGAUCUGUCAGGACCAUAAGUAGACAAUAAAGCUUCAGAAAGGUCUUUACCACUCUUCCUGUUCCCAACUCUAAUAUAUAGAUGAUAUCAGGUUAAAAUGAACAUUACAGAAAUCUAUCACAUCAGGAAAGAAAGUGAAGAUUAAAAAGGAUGACAUGUAAUAUGAAGGUCAAGAAAAAGAAUGUGGAGUAAUUCUGUUCUCUACCUUGCAAAUGGGAAUCCUUAGAGAUGAUAUCUUGGAAUUAAAUGAAGAGGUUUGAGAUAGUGAAUUCCUAAGAAGAAAAUAAUGGAUUUCAUAUUAGUUGUUCUCUAAGUAUUUGGACUCAGCAUUGUGCAGGUUUUUUGCAAAGGCCAAAAGAAGAUGGCAACUCCUUAUGUCCCAGUUCCUAUGCCCAUAGGGAACUCUGCUUCCAGUUUUGCAACCAACAGAAACCAAAGAAGUUCUUCUUUUGGGAGUAUCUCAACAAGCUCAAACUCUUCCAAAGGCCACUUAGAGGACUCAAAUAUGGGUAAUUUUAAACAGACAAGUGUACCCAAUCAAAUGGAUAGUACUUCAUCUGUCUGUAGCAGUCCCCUCAUUAGGACUAAAUUUACAGGUGCAGAUUCUUCCAUUGAGUAUUCUGCUAGACCAAGAGAAAGUGAAGAACAAAAUCCUGAAACAGUAUAUUUGGAAGAUAGACCUUCGACACCUACUAUACUGGGUUAUGAAGUGAUGGAAGAAAGAGCUAAAUUUACUGUAUAUAAAAUACUAGUAAAGAAAACCCCAGAAGAAAGUUGGGUAGUUUUCAGAAGAUACACUGACUUCUCUAGACUUAAUGAUAAAUUAAAAGAGAUGUUUCCAGGCUUUCGAUUAGCACUUCCACCAAAACGCUGGUUCAAAGAUAAUUACAAUGCUGACUUUUUAGAAGAUAGGCAACUAGGAUUACAAGCAUUUCUUCAAAAUUUAGUGGCUCACAAAGACAUUGCUAACUGCCUUGCAGUGAGAGAAUUUCUUUGUCUGGAUGAUCCACCAGGCCCAUUUGAUAGCCUAGAAGAAAGCAGGGCUUUCUGUGAAACUUUAGAAGAGACAAACUACCGUUUUCAAAAAGAACUACUUGAAAAACAGAAAGAGGUGGAAUCACUGAAGAAACUGCUGAAUGAAAAGCAACUUCAUAUAGAAACUCUAGAGAGCAGAAUCAGAACAUUGUCUUUAGAACCCGAAGAAUCACUGCACAUGUCAGAAACAGAAGGUGGACACAUCCCAAAGGUGGAGUCCUCCACACUUGAGGUUGAUCAAGAUGUUUUGCAUGAAGAAUCUAGAACUGAUGAUAAGCCAUGCUUAAGUUUUAGUGAACCUGAAAAUUCUGUAUCGGACAUAGAAGUUGCAGAAGUGGCGUACAAUGCAGAAGACUAAUACAUGACAAGCAGUUCCUUCCAUGUAUAUGUUUCAGCAAAUUUAGAAUAGAGUGGCAAAUAUUUAAAAAGAAAAAAGACUGAAGCAUUUACAGAAAACAGAAAGAUUGCACAUGUAUUAAAGUUUACAUAAAGAAAAGUUUUUUUAAGUUAUUGGGAUAGAAAUGUAUUCACUGCUGCUUUAAAUUGUCUUUUAUCCAACCUUUGUAUUUAAUACACUAAAAAAAAAAUCUAGUUAGAGUUCUGUUAUCAAGACUCAAUUCUUAAAUGAUGUGCAUAAGUUAUUUUGGUAUUUUGCCAAUAUAUUGCUCCAAAUGAAUAUGUGUGUGAGCACUCUUGUGUGUGGUGUGCAUGUUUGUGUUUGUGUUUAAAAUGCCAAUUUUAUCAGUUAAGUGGACAUUAAAUGCAUGUUACUAUCUGGUUGAUAUAUACUUCUUUGUAUCUCUGACAUAAUAUAUUUUCAUUAGUGGUUUAAAUCAGUGGUAAAGAUGAAUUAAGUUUUAAAUAUUGACAGGUUUACCAUUUGUAAAUAAAAAUUGCCUGUUUGCAAUGUUAUUGCUAUUUAAAAAAAAAAAAGAAAACUUUAUAAUACCAAAGGAAAACUAUUUCAGAGAGCUAUAGUAACAUAUAAUAAUGUAGCUAAAGUGAUAAAAUAGCCUUGAUUUUAAAAGCUGAUUCAUUAUCAGAAUGCUAUAGUAAGUGUCUAGUUUAUUAUAAUAUGUUGUACUUGUUUAUUUUCCACAUAUCUUUAUCUCAGAUCUCUACCUGCAGAAACAGUGAGUUGUCCUCUUUCGGAAUACUACCUCUUUUUGCUAAUCAAGGCAUACUCUUUUGAAAAUAAAGAUUCUAAGCAAACAGGGAGUUAUACAAAAAAAUACAAAAUAAAAAGCCAUAUAUACUAUAAAGUUCCUUAACUACAUUGACUCCUGGGAUUGCAUUUUUAUUUCUGUAUAUGUGAAUAUGUUGCUAUAAUGUAUUAAGGCUGAUUUUCCUUUUAAUAUAUUUCGCCAAGUGAUGCACUUUAUGAUAAUUAAACUCCUUUGUGCCAAGUUUAAUUGGUGAAUUUCUUUAGUAAGUGGAGUUAAGAAAAAGAAUUAUGUGUGCCUUCACUUUCACUUUUAUACCAGUCUGCUAGGGUCUGUGAGUCAGCUUUAUGAAAAGGUGUUUAUUUCAGAUUUGCUUAUACUUGUUGAAAGUGCCUUGUUUCGUUUUUACUAUAUGAAGUUACUCAUUUAUUUUCUAUUUCCACUGCUUUGCAUAUUGCUGUUAAUAAGUGGUGUAAUCCUGCUAGCAUUUUGAAGUCCCGGUUGGUAUAUUGAACUGCAUGUGCUUUCUAAAAGCUGAGGGAAACUUACUGGGAAAAUAGAAUAACAGUCUCCAGUUUUGUUUUCUUCACUAUCUAAAAGUUUAUCAGUAUCUUGAUGUACAUAUUAAAAUGUAGUUGUUAAAAUUCUAUUUAUGUAGAUUAAGAGAUCAAGUGGCUGUUGUCAACUUUUGAUCUAAAAAGGAAACUGCUCCUUACCAAAGUACCAAAAAUUUUAAAAGCCUUUGUCAAAAUGCACAUGUUCUCAGAGUAUUUUCCACAAAGUAUACUAGAAGUGUGUUUACUAUCCUGGGAGAUUGGAAGAAUAUAAUAAACUGUUCUCUUUGUUCAUUUCAAAAUAUUCUAGGCUUAAAAAGGCUUACAAAGAACAAUCAUUUAAAUUAAUAUAAUUUUUAGUCUAAUGACAAGAUGAUAUUUGCUAAAUUCCAGAUAUUAUAGUGCUACGUACAUGUCUGUUUUAAAGUGAACCAUACACUUUCAAAAUCUGGCCUUUCAGAAGAUUGUAUGUAAAGUUUUGGAUGGGUGAAGAAAACCUCUUGUUAAUUAAAUAAACCACUAUUUAUAUUUAGAAUUUACUUUUUUUACUUUUAUGAUGCAUUUUAUUCCCAGUACUAUAUUCAUUUAAUAAAUUAUUUUUUCAGUGUAGCAGUAGCUGUGUUGUUUAGAUCUUGAAUAUCAUUUUUCCCUUCAAUUUCAUGUUCUCUCUAUCCCUUGUAAUUAUUGUAAAUUUAAUUGUACUUAACUGCUGCAUUUCACAGAUGUGGAAUGACUUUAUGAUUUUUUUUUUUUUAGGUUUACAUUUUGUAUUACUGAUCAUUUUAAAUCUUUGUGAAUAGGUGCAAUGCACUUCAAAUGUAACCAAAAUUAAUAAAAAAAAUUGGACAUAAUUCAAACAGGAAA